AUGAGUUGUAAUCAACUUGCUGAGGAAUUGACACGGGAUUACGGCAUCCCGGAAGACGUAUCUGCCAAGAUAACAUCCGCAUAUCUGAAGCAAUUCAGAAAAUGUCCGGACAACGCAACUCUUACUCUGGAUGCUUGGCGCACCAUUCUCUGGAGCAAGGCGCUGGGUGACAAAUACUCGCCCUUGGCGAAAAGGAUUUACGAAAGAUGGCUUUAUUUAAGAUACCAUUACAUGAUGCUGGCGCCGAAUACGGUUUCCAUGCUACGUCAGUUAAGAAAGAAAUAUCUACUGGGCCUGAUAACCAAUGGCCCGUCGAAUGCUCAGUGGGAGAAAAUACGCAAACUGUCACUAGAACAGUACUUCGACGUUAUCCUGGUGUCCGCUGAUUUGCCGUGGGAGAAACCGGAGCCGGAAAUAUUUCAUAAGGCCUGCCACUUUCUGAACGUGAGACCCGAGGAAUGCAUCAUGGUCGGUGACAAACUGGAGACGGAUAUUUUAGGUGGUAUUGAGGCUGGAUUACGCGGGACUGUGUGGAUACCCAUCGCAGAUAAACCUCGUCUUUCAGGAGACGAUCCCAAACCAGAAUUUACAAUAAGACACGUAACAGAACUCGUGCGCAUAUUGGACAGGAGUCCAAACGCGCCGGAACUCGAAGAUUCUUCUUCAAACGCGUCCGAUGGUAGCUAA
Formica exsecta is the source of this 687-nucleotide messenger RNA. Its product is annotated as N-acylneuraminate-9-phosphatase. The coding region runs from base 1 to 687 and encodes 228 amino acids. NCBI's taxonomy places the organism in Eukaryota, Metazoa, Arthropoda, Insecta, Hymenoptera, Formicidae. The record is from RefSeq and is a predicted model, not a curated record. Gene Ontology annotation, molecular function: hydrolase activity. The transcript is spliced from 3 exons.